This is a messenger RNA of Pollicipes pollicipes, 855 nucleotides long. RefSeq names its product Myb-interacting protein 130 (gene mip130). Gene Ontology annotation, biological process: regulation of cell cycle; regulation of transcription by RNA polymerase II; reproductive process. Gene Ontology annotation, cellular component: nucleoplasm; transcription repressor complex. NCBI's taxonomy places the organism in Eukaryota, Metazoa, Arthropoda, Thecostraca, Pollicipedomorpha, Pollicipedidae. The coding region runs from base 1 to 855 and encodes 284 amino acids. Gene Ontology annotation, molecular function: DNA binding. The record is from RefSeq and is a predicted model, not a curated record. The transcript has 8 exons.
AUGCUUGAAAGAACAGCGUUCUUCGCCGAGGAGCGGGGCGUGCUACAGUCGAUGCGACAGAAGGUGCGCACCAUGCAGAGCCAGCAGCGCCGCUCCUUCGACCGCGCCUUCCUCAAGAACCUGCCCGACGAGAUCCCCGUGCAGCUGAGCAUCGGCACCCGGGUCACGGCCCGGCUCCGGCAGCCGCAGGACGGCCUCUUCACCGGCAUGAUCCAGGCGCUGGACGCGGUCAACGCCACCUACCGGAUCCGCUUCGAAAAGGCCGGCCUGGAACCGCAGUCGGUGCCCGACUACGAGGUGCGCGCGCUCGACCUGCCGGAGCUGCGCUCGCCACUCGCCAACGACCCGCUCAUGUCUGCCGGCACGCCUGCCAAGUCGGAGCUGCGCCUGCUCGACCCGCAGGGCGUCGUCAACGGGUACACCAUCAAGUUCCUCGUGCACGUGGUCCGGCUGAAUAAGAUCCUGGCGGUGAAGCGAGAGCACGUGGGUAGACUGGAGGCGAUGAACACGGAGGCGGAGCGGGCGCAGCUGUACGGCCAGCCGCUGACCGACGAGUUCCAACGGCGCUACGCUCAGCUGGUGCUGCAGCUCGAGUCAAUCAACACCCAGCUGCGGGAGACGACUACGGACGUGCAGCAGUCGUGUCAGCAGCGCCGCCAGCCGGUCAGCGACGACCCGGCCGUGUUGGAACUCAUCCGGCGGCUCACCUCCCUCCUGCUCCAGGUCAAGAACUUCGCCGACAACGAGAUGAACCCGUUCGAGCUGAGCUCGCUAGAGGAGACGAUGCGCGAGAUUAAGGCGUCGCUGCAGCCCGACCAGCUGACCGCCUUCCAGGACCAGGUGCAGGGAGCAUGA